Molecule: messenger RNA, 3963 nt
Organism: Chara braunii
Lineage: Eukaryota; Viridiplantae; Streptophyta; Charophyceae; Charales; Characeae
Source: the annotation of a GenBank genome assembly
UUGAGCUGUCUCUUCCCUUCCCUUGCUCUCUCUCUCUCUCUCUCUCUCUCUCUCUCUCUCUCUCUCUCUCUCUCUCUCUCUCUCUCUCUCUCUCUCUCUUCCCUNCACCCACCCACCCACACACACACACACACACAGGUAGCUUGCUUAAUCACCGGUAUCGACGUAAUGGACGGCUCCGCUCAUUUCUCGCAGCCUUCUUUCUCUUCAAGAAAACUGUUGCCGUCUACGCAUAUUCUAUCUAGUCUGCAUGGCAUGGGUGUCCUCGAUACUCCAGGGACACGAGUCGUCCUGUUCAAAAAAACUGCUGACGUCAAGGAUUACUCGUGCCCCUUUCACCCUGCCACCGAAGAGGUCAGAACGUCAGCGUUCCAUGACACGUCAGCACUUCAUGACAUGUCAGCAGUUAACGACACGUCGGCAUCUGACGACACGUCAGCAAUGCACGAUCCGCUCCCGUGGGGCUUUCCCGCCAACCUACAGAGAUCGAGAAUGAGAGGUUCUCGGCGUCCGCCUGCUUUCGUAGCCUCCUGCCUCCCUCUCCCAUUACUACAGGUGCUACUUCACCGCCUCCUCCUCCUCUUCCUCCUCCUCCUCGUCGUCUUCCCUCGCGCAGACGCGAGCAAGAGUGCAAGCUCAGCUAUGGCCGCCGCAGUCAAUCCACAGGAGCCGAUUGAUUGGCAAUCCCGAUCCCAGGGAGACAAAGAUAACGACCUUGAAGGCUAUGGCCGGUCAAUCGUUGGGAUCCCAUCGAUCGAUGGUGAGCGGAACGGGUUCUCCGCGAAGAAGCCCACAAGCGAGGAGCGAAUGGCGGGAAGCAGAUCUACUGCAAUCAUGCGGAAGAAAAUGGCGGGAAGAUCGAUGCACGAGGAGGAGGAAAUGGCGGGAAGAAGGCGGUCUGUCCCGGGGCACGGAAUGACGGCGGAGAGAGGAUCAAUUGCGAUGGGGGGGAGGAUGGCGGGAAAACCGAUCUCAAAGGAAGAAAAGGCGGGAAGAAGGCGGCAUCUCGCGUCGCCGCCGGACGAAAUGGCGGGAAAAACGGCAACGGGAAAACCGAUCUCCGCUGUAGAAAAGGCGGGAAGAUGGCGGCAUCUCGCGGCGCGAGACGAAAUGGUGGGAAAACCGAUCUCAAAAACGGAAGAAAAGGCGAGAAGAAGGCGGCAUCUCGCAGCGCGGGGCGAAAAAAUGGCGGGAAAACUAAUCUCCUCGGAAGAAAAGGCGAAUGCUAUCACAGCAGCUACUAGCAGUCGAAGUUCGCGCACGACGACAAAUCAGAAUCUUCAUCGCGUGAUUCUCCUCGGAAAUUCUUAUCCCAAUCGGACGGAGGACUCCGAUCGACAUCUACAAACUUCCACGAAAGAUCGGACGGCUGAUGCAGUCCUGUCCACGAUCAGCGAAUUGUCCUGGGCUCUUCCCUCAAACAUAACCAGCGAAUCAUUGACCAGCGAAUCAUUGACACAGCCGUUGCCACGUCAGCAUCAUCCGAAAGAAGAAGCACUUCACCGUGCCCGCAACGAUCACUCCACCCCUCCCUCUCUCCAUUCUCCUCCUCCUCCUCCUCCAGCAUCUCCUACAUCAUCUCCUACACCUCCUCCUCCUCCUCCUCCUCCUCCUUCCUCCUCCCCUUUCAACUCUGCUGCAGCUAUGACCGCCCUCUUCGUGACCCCUUCCUUAUCCUUCAACUUAUCGGCACCAUUACCUAUUGAGGAUAUCCAGAGCGGUUUUCUGGACUCACUCGGCAUGCCGCCCGCCGUGUCAUCCUUCGAGUCAGAUGAGGAAUCCAUGUCAGCAUUAGCCCAUAAGAGACCUACCGGACCCCCAUCUGGCCCCUUGCCUGGUAAUGCUACCAAGCCCCCCAGCGUCGGGGGGUACAGGAGGGGUCGCGACCGGCCUCGGGACGGGAUCUCGCGGUAUCUAGACCAAGUGCUACAGAUGUGUCAGAACGGCGGGGGCACAGUGACCAUUCCAGGUGGCACCUACGACGUGCAUCCUUUCAAGAUCGAGUACUGCAAGGGAGUGACACUCAGAAUCGACGGCCAGCUUCGGGGACCGACACCUGGCGGCUCCUCGCGGAACGCCGACGGCCUGAUCUACAUCUACAGGUGCGAGAACUUUCAUCUGACGGGAUCGGGAUCUCUGCAUGGCAAUGGCGAAAGAUGGUGGAAGAAACAUAGUGGCCCGGCCCUCGUUCUUGUCCAGCAAAGCUAUGACGUGUCGGUAUCGGGACUGCAGCUGCUUUCGAGCCCGGCUUUCCAUCUCACGAUCAAUCUCUGCAAUGUGGUGACGGUCGAAAAUAUCCACAUCGAGACCCCGACGGACACUCCUAAUACGGACGGGAUCCACGUGUCAGACACGUACGAGCUGGAUAUCCGCAACUGCUACAUACAAGCAGGUGACGAUAACAUUGCUUUGUAUAAUGGCUGCAAGGGGGUCAGGAUUAGCAAUAUUCGCUGUGUUGGUGGCCAUGGGACAAGCAUUGGCGGCUUGGGAGAAGGAGGAACUAUAGCAUAUAUCCAUGACGUACAGAUAAGCGACAUUACAUACGAAGGGUCGGCAAACGGGGCACGAAUCAAGGCCUGGCCCAACGGACAAGGAUCGGUCGAUAAUGUUGUGUUUAGGAAUCUUAAAAUGAUUAAUGUCCACAUGCCUCUGGUCAUCGACGCGUUCUAUCAUUGCAAUGGUCGUCGAUGCAAGCAAGGAAGCCGCGGUGUGGAGAUCACCAACAUUGUCUUUGACGGUGUGAGAGGGACAGGGUCGGCACUUGAUGGACGGAUGGGGAGGUUAGCUUGUAGUCGAGCAGAGCCGUGCAGAAGCAUACAGCUCAGAAACGUAAACUUAGAGAGCUCCAUUGGCGCGCCGCCAUAUUUCUUUUGCCUGCAGGCGUUCGGUGGCAGCAGCAGUGUCCAGCCUCCUUCAUGCAUAAACAUGGCAGACGGGUGGCCUGACCAGGGAGAUCUGAGGAGCUCAGGGCGCAGAUAUGACGGAGGGGGAGGUGCGACAGGUGCGAGGGUGCCUCCAGGAGGAGGCCAGGGCGGUGGCGCCCCUGGAGGAAGUCAGAGAGACGGGCCAGCCCCUGGCGCAGGUGCAGGAGUAGGGGGAGGGGAUGGAGGAGGGGGAGAAGGGGAGGAAGGAGGAGGAGGAAAGCGAGGUGGAGGACAGGGAGGAGGACAAGAGGGGGGAGGAGGUCCAGGAGAGAAAGGAGGAAAAGGAGGUGAUGGAGGAGGGGAGGAGGGAGGUGGAGGGGAGGCACGACAAGGGUAUUGGGGAGGAGGAGGCGAAGGAGGAGAGGAAGGAGGAGGGGACGGAGGAGGGGACGGAGGAGGGGAAGCCGGAGGCGGAGGUGGAGGGGAGGGAGGAGAAGCUUAUUGGGGAGAAGGAGGGGAAGGAUGGCAAGGCGGGGAGGGAGGAAAUGGAGAGCAGGGAAGUGAUAAAGGAGGGGACUUGGCUGGAGGAGGCGGAGGGUUGGGGUUUGGCGACUAUGCCCGCAGCUCAGCUGAGUCGAUGCAGCAUCCUCUCCUCUGCAAUUGUAGAUUGUUGCAUGCCUUGUGCACACUUUACCUUCCCUUUCACAUUUCGCAUUCGACGCUCGAUGCAAUUUUGAUGGCUCUCAUCACAGCACUUAUGGCUUGGGUUCUCUCUUACUAGAUGUUACGACUCAGAAGCACAUACCGGUGCAGCAGGAUUGGAGCCGUACAUACGCAUACAGUGCAAGUUUUUUGAGGUGAAAUGAAUGUACCUGGCACCAAAUAGCAGACCGAUGCAUGAACAUACGCAUAUAUUUUAAUUUGGUGACUCUUGGUCUGCCAUAUGUACCAAGUUGUCAAGUUCAUUUGCAUUUACCGCUUACAAAACUUACUAGUUACAGACUCACAGACAACAUAAUAUAAGUUUUCCUUUUCCCCUUAAUUACUACGAAAAGAUUGAAAAGAACAAAAAAGGAAAAAGUAAAGAUUCCCCUUCCAG